AUGGGCAAGAUCAAGAAGGUCACGCUGAAGUCCUCGGACAACCAGAUGUACGAGACCUCGAAGGAGGUCGCGGAGAGGUCGGCGAUGGUCACGGCGGUCCUCGAGGAGGUCGACGACGCCGAGCCCGUGGUCCCCAUCCAGAACGUCCGCGGCGACAUCCUCUCGCGCGUCAUCGAGUUUUGCAAGUACCACGUCGACGCCGAGGGUCCGGACGGGAAGAAGAAGUCCGAGGACGACGUGAAGCAGUGGGACCAGAACUUCAUCAAGGUGGAGCAGUCGGUGCUGUUCGAGCUGAUCCUGGCGGCCAACUACAUGAACAUCAAGGACCUGCUGGACCUGGGGUGCCAGACGGUGGCCGACAUGAUCAAGGGCAAGACGCCCGAGGAGAUCCGGAAGACGUUCGGCAUCAAGAACGACUUCACGCCGCAGGAGGAGGAGGAGGUCCGGCGAGAGAACCAGUGGUCGUUCGAGUGA
Messenger RNA from Pedinophyceae sp. YPF-701, 474 nucleotides. NCBI's taxonomy places the organism in Eukaryota, Viridiplantae, Chlorophyta, Pedinophyceae. The record is from the annotation of a GenBank genome assembly.